This is a messenger RNA of Pseudomyrmex gracilis, 605 nucleotides long. RefSeq names its product DNA-directed RNA polymerases I, II, and III subunit RPABC2 (gene RpII18). Gene Ontology annotation, molecular function: DNA-directed RNA polymerase activity; DNA binding. Gene Ontology annotation, biological process: DNA-templated transcription. The record is from RefSeq and is a predicted model, not a curated record. Bases 97 to 489 code for a protein of 130 amino acids. Lineage: Eukaryota; Metazoa; Arthropoda; Insecta; Hymenoptera; Formicidae. Gene Ontology annotation, cellular component: RNA polymerase I complex; nucleus; RNA polymerase III complex. The transcript is spliced from 3 exons.
CUUCGGCCAUUUUCGGUGCUUUUGUUUAUUUGUUGGGCAGCCGAAAACGCAGCACCACGUGAAUAAAACCACGUGAAAUUGCACUCAAUAAAUAUAAUGGCUGAUGAAGAUUUUGAUGGGGACGAAGUCGCGGACUUCGACGAUGUCGAGGACGAGGACAAUAUAGACUUGGAACCUCCUGAGGAUGACGGUGAGAAUAUCGAGUUAAUAAAUAAACACGAGGCCCACACCGGCGGAGUUCAGAAGUCGAACAGAAUCACUACGAAAUACAUGACGAAAUACGAGAGAGCGAGAGUCUUGGGCACAAGAGCCUUACAGAUAGCGAUGUGCGCUCCUGUAAUGGUGGAAUUGGAAGGAGAGACGGACCCCUUGCAGAUUGCCAUGAAAGAACUGAAGCAGCGAAAAAUUCCCAUAAUUAUACGUCGCUAUUUGCCUGACAACAGUUACGAAGAUUGGGGUAUCGAUGAGUUAAUUAUAAUAGAUCAUUAAACUCUACAAAAAUAAAAAACAAAUUGUAUCCGGUACAAUUGUAAUUGUUCAGUCUCUCCAUUGUAUAGUCUCUUCUCAUAUGAGUGUAAAAAUAAAUUUUAUUCAUUAAUUGUACA